GGAGCUCGCCGGGGGAUAUUUCUGAUGCAACCUGGCAACCAAACGAACUGGCUCGAGUUCCUCAAUAGCCCCGGUGUAAGACCGUAAGACCACCGGAGAGUCUGCAACUCUGCUCCGACACAGGCUGCCUGUUUGUUUCAGAGUGUAUGCGCUGUCGGUGGGCAGAGAUGGGUCACGGUCGGACGGUGGCCUGCGUGCUCUGUAAACGCUCCGACGAGACGAGGAUAACCGGAGCGUUAUCAACUAAAGAUCAAGUCACGGCUCAUCAGAACUGUUUGUUAUUUUCCGCCGGUAUUUAUUGUCGUGAUUCUCCAGAGUUUGAUGAUUUGUUUGGUUUCUCUGUGGAGGAUGUGAUGAAUGAGGUGAAACGAGGAAGCAAACUGACGUGUAGCAAAUGUAAGAAAAAGGGUGCCACCGCUGGCUGUGAGGUCAAACGCUGCAAGAAGUCCUACCACUACCCGUGUGCAGUUCAGGAAGGAGCUAAGACUAUUGAGGAUGAGGACAAGGGAAAAUAUGGGCUGUACUGCUUCUCUCACUAUCAACAAACACAAGAAAACAACUCUGUAAAUGGACGUGCCUCUUCCGUCUCCGAGCACCAAACUUCGGAAGAGUCCAACGGAGCCGGACCAUCUAAGGUAUUUUGCCUUACUUGUGAGAAGACAGAGGGAAAUAUCAGCUUGGAAAGUUUGUCUAAUAGUAUUAUUAUAUUGUAUUGUGAUCAACAUGCUCCUGCAUCACAUAAGAGGAACGCCAGCGGUGAUUCUACAACAGCCGGACCGUCUGCGUACAGCAGUGACUCCAACUCAUCCAGCAGUAUGAAGCAUUCCAAGAGACGGUUGAGUUUCAGUGACAAACAGGAAGAGAGCGCCUCUAAACGUAAAGCUGAAAGCUGGAAUGGGAUAAUAACAGAGGAUUCUUCAGAUGACAGUGAACCUAAUGCAGACAUAGCGAUAUUCGGCCCUAUAGAGUGUGAUUUAGAUGAAAGUGCAAACUCCCAGACUGCGCGCCAGUUGAUCAGUAAAGCUACCCAGAGUCCCACCGGGUCCCCCUCAGUCGUGCCGUCUCCUCUAGGAAACCAACCGGAGGAUGAGAGCAAAGAUAAAGAUAAAGACGACGAUGACGAUGAUGAUGAUGAUGAAACAGAUGCUGAGUCAGUGAGUCUGCUGCCUCCUGUGGGGAGCAGCAUGGAGUCCCAGUCACUCCCAUCUCAGACUGCAUCAGCUGCACAUUUCCCGGUGGAGGUUGUAAAGAGACACGGUGAAGGGUCCAGUCCGGGGCGAAGUCCUGUCCACACACCUGUCCCUGAUCAACCCACAGCUGGGCCCUCUGUCCCACAGCAAGACUCCGUCGGGCCCGCUCCCACUCCUGACCGCUCUAAACCCUACAGCGUUACUGGUUCACCAGAUCCACCUGAAACCAUCUGUGUGUCCCUCCUCUCCUCCCCUUCCUCCCCCGCGGCACUUCCCACAGACCCAGAGCCCGGCAUCGACUCCACCAGCUUCUGGAAAAGCUGCAACGCGGCAGGAUGCACGCAGGCCAUCUUCGGCGAUUUCGUUAAUGCGAUGAACGAUAUCUCCAGCAGAAUUCAGUCAGACCGGGCGAGCCAGGAGGAUUAUGAUCUUGCACUAAGAGUGAUGGAGGCUUCUGGAAAACUGCCAGAGCUUGUGACCAAGCAGCAGAAAGAGUUACAAAGGAAACAACUGGAGCUGCAAAAGGCAGCAGCAGCUAUGAAGGAGGUGGUCUCAGCACUGAGGAGAUGAGCAGCAGCUGCUGUCAGAACAUGGAGAUCAGUGUUUACAGUGAUGGCUGACUUCUUUUGAUUUUCACAGAUUUUUAAGAUUUGAUACAAACAGUAUAUUUUUAUAUUGAUUAUGGCUUCAUAUUUAAGCGAAGGGUUAGAUGUGGGAAUACAAAACCGUACCAAUAAUCUCAGAUUACAGCCUGUGAUAGAAAUGCUUCUAGAAAUAAGUUGUAAAUGGUACAGUUAGAAAAGAUGUAUCACAGGAAUGUGUCAUUUUCAUUUAACAAAAAAAAAAAGGGGGGGGGACAGGUUUCUUUUUUUACCUGAAUAUUUAUGAUGUUGAAAUUGUUAAAUUGUGCCGUUCAGAUUUUUUUUUAAAUAUUUUGGUAAUGAUACGUAUUCUUUUUAUUAUGUUUAGUAUGUAUUACUUAAAAUGGAAGAUAUUUUAUUGUCAACCAACAAUGGAAAAACCAAAACAUUGUGCCACUGUGUUUAUAUUUCUGUGUAUACGCGAAUGUCUGAGUCUGUAUUUUUGUUCCUUUGCACGGAGAAGGGAAAAAGUCUGAAGACACUUGUAGUAUAAAGAAAGCUUAACUUAAUUGUGACAACAAAGUUAUAUCUCCAUACUGCACUAAGUUUUGUUUUGAGUUCCUUCCUUCCUCAAACUGUUACCACUUACAGGAACUCUUCAGUCUUUUGUCACUUGAAUUGUUGUCAGUGAGUGGCCAAAUUGUUUUCAUGCACUUUUUUUGGACUUAAUCUUAUUUACAGUCCAUAAGGGUCCAUUAGUGCCUGUUCAAGAUUACAUUUUUAAAGCUGUUUCAGAGUUAAAAUGAUAAAUGUUCAUUUGAAGCUGAAAUAUGUUGGUGUAUGUUUCUUGUUCUUAGACCUUUUUUUGCUCUG
This is a messenger RNA of Morone saxatilis (striped sea-bass), 2644 nucleotides long. It is a transcript of the gene phf11, whose product is annotated as PHD finger protein 11. The transcript is spliced from 18 exons. NCBI's taxonomy places the organism in Eukaryota, Metazoa, Chordata, Actinopteri, Moronidae. Gene Ontology annotation, molecular function: histone binding; histone deacetylase binding. Gene Ontology annotation, cellular component: nucleus. The coding region runs from base 147 to 1760 and encodes 537 amino acids. The record is from RefSeq and is a predicted model, not a curated record.